CACCCACAAACGUAAUUGUAAUGCAGUUUGGAGGUCUUCUCGCCUAACCGUGACUCCUAUGAAAAUCAAUAAAAUGCCAGUUACGCGUUUUUGAUGCAUCUGUGCGCGAAAUAUCUCCGGUGUCUGUGAUGGACGUGAAAAAUGUCCCGGAAACAAAAGAUACGCAACAAAUUAUUAUCCAAUCAAAUAAUUACAACGUUACUGUGAUUCCUUUGGAGUUUCCGAGAAAUAGGGUAUACAAUUCGCAGAAUCAGGAGUAUAUUGUCGAUCAAUAUAGAAAGCAUGACGAAUACGUACAAUCUGAAGACGUCUCGUCUAGUCAAGGUGCUCUUUACUCGGUCUCGCAAAGGGUUCCAGCGGUUUCCAACAGUUUUUCCAGCUUAUGCGGCAAAGAUGGAGCCUAUUGUGCAGACAAUAAACAGUUCCAGGGAAUUCAAAACGAAUGGGAUCGUGAAAGGGAAAGAACGUUAAAUAAUAAAGAAACCAGCAAUGCUUCUGCAGAGGCUAUUAAUGACAAACCAACUGACGAAACAAGCACUGCCCAGUUAUCGAAAGCCGUGGUGCCCAGUACUUCGAAUAACUCAACCAAAGACAUCUUGUUAGGACCUGUGAUACCCACAUGCGUCUACUUGCACAACCACGUGGCCAUAAUUAUGGAGAUUGAGGAAACGCCUACUGCUACUUGUGAUAUAAUUUGCCAGGCCAUAAUUAAUUGCGAAGACUUAGGGAUUAACAAGCAGAUGGCCUCGCAUUUAUUUACACUGUGGAUGACGAGUCCCCUAUUAGAGUUGCAGUUAAAACCAAGCCAAAAACCUUAUGUUUUAAAACAACAUUGGAGAACAUUCAUAGAAAAAUAUAGUCACGCAUCGUAUAAUAGACAAUUAAGGGAUGAACCUAUGAUAAAAUUCCAAAAAAACAUAUUUUACCCGCUAAAUCUGGAAGAAAAAAUUAAAGACCAAAAAAUCCUGGAACUCCUCUACGAAGAAGCCCGUUACAACAUCCUGGAAGGCCGGUAUCCUUGCGAGGUAGCCCACUACAUCAUGCUUGGAGGAAUCCAAGCGCGAGUGGAGUUGGGUCCGUAUAAUCCUCAAGCCCACUCCACGCAUUAUUUCAGAGAAGAGCAGGCGAAAUAUUUGCCGAAGCACGUCAGGAAAAGUGCCACUUGGACCUGGUUGCCCAUAAGUUCGAAAAAUUCGGGCGGAGGUCAGGUUGCUGGAGCAGUUCAAAAGGAUUCCGACGUCGGCGACCAAUAGGAAGUUGAUGAAGAAGUAUUUGGAGUUUUGUUGGUCCCUGCCGUUUUAUGGGUCAGCAUUUUUUGAAGGCCAAGUGGAACAACCAGUUCGUGGUCUCCCUAGUCUUUUAACACACCAAGAUAUUCCCGUUUUAGUUGCAAUUAAUGCAAAAGGACUUUUUAUUAUUGACGACCUAGAAUGUACUCUUUUAUUGGGCCUGCGUUUCGAAGAAUUCAGCUGGGAAUACGCCAGACCGUCCCAGGAAGAUCCGAACUGUUUGCCCUGUUUAUUCCUGCAAUUUCUAGUCAUCGAAAACGGCGCUAGGGUGUCGAAAAUCCUGCAGGUCUUCUCCAAACAGGCCACCUUGAUGGACACGUUAAUAACGACAUUCGUAACUCAAAUGAAAUCGGACAAAUCUGGAGAUGAACCUGAUAAUAAAACGCUGGAAAAUCAACUCAACAACGAGACUGAAACGAAUACUCUAUCAAUUGGUUCGGAAAGUACAGGGAAUUUACCAUCGUUGACCAAUAAGUUAAACAGGUUAACCUUGGCCACUUUUGAUGAAGAUGGUCACUGCAUUGGACAAACUGGAUCAUGGUCUUUUAGUUAUUGAUGAAACUUCGAAUGCUUUAAUUUUUAAUAUUUAAUUUAUUUACAAAAUUGUUAUAAAU
Molecule: messenger RNA, 1903 nt
Organism: Brassicogethes aeneus
Lineage: Eukaryota; Metazoa; Arthropoda; Insecta; Coleoptera; Nitidulidae
Source: the annotation of a GenBank genome assembly